This is a messenger RNA of Penaeus vannamei (Pacific white shrimp), 2601 nucleotides long. Lineage: Eukaryota; Metazoa; Arthropoda; Malacostraca; Decapoda; Penaeidae. The record is from RefSeq and is a predicted model, not a curated record.
AUGUUCCCGCCGGUGCCCGACACGGCCCUCAAAGGCACCCACACCCACUUCCCGCUGCCCGCCGACUCCUCGUCGCCCGAGUCCUUCCUGCCGCGGCGCAACACGUCCUUCCUGUGGGACAAGACGGUGCAGGACAACACGGACUUCGAGAGCUCCUUCGACCCCGACGCCUUCUUCCGCCAGCACCGCCACCUGCUGGCCGAGAGCGACCACUCCACGGAGCUCGAGAAGAGCCUCUACGACCGCCGCAAGGGCAUCGCCGGCACCUACUCCACCCUGGAGAGCAAGUCGCCCUCGGGCUUCACGUCGGCGCACGACACGCACCUCUACGCCGGCAUGACCACGCCCUACGACGAGCUCACCUACGAGGAGACGCUCUUCGAGGUCAAGGUGGACCGCCUGCAGCCGCGCGCGCCCUCGCUGCGGGGCGCCAAGGCCGAGAGCUCCAUCCCGCCCACCAGCGAGGAGGAGGCGGCGCUGCAGGUCUUCCUCAAGAACCGCCAGCUGAAGGCGCAGGCCGAGGCCGCCAAGCACGAGCCCUCCAAGACCAAGUCGGAGGUCGAGGCGCUGAAGAAGGCCAAGGAGGAGAGGAACUACAGCAAGCGGAACACGACCAGCUUCGGGCGCCGCGGCCCCGGUCUGCGCGAGAGCUUCCGCCUCGGCCGCAGCGCCCACCACCACCACCGCCUCGACGCCGCGACGGACGCCAGCCUGGACGACCGCCUCUCGGAGUCGCUCAUCAAGUCGUACAUCGAGGAGCGCAUCAAGGCCGUGGAGCGCCAGAUCCGGCAGGAGGUGGCGGAGGAGGCCAGCCUGGUCACGCGGCGCGCGCGCCCCAGCCCCAAGACGCCCUUCCCCGACAUGACGCCCGCGCGGCCGCCCGCCGCCGACGCCGAGGACUCCUCCAGCAAGGAGUACAUCCUGCGCGAGAUAGCGGCGGUGCUGGCGGCCAAGGGCUACCUCCCGGGCGCCCAGGCGGCCCCGGGGGACGGCGCCCCCCGCCCGAAGGACCCCUCCCCUUCCAGAAGGGAGCCUCCGACCGAGGGCGCCAGCCCGCGGCAGCCCAGGCACAGGGCGGCGGGCGUGCAGCAGCUGUCCCGGGUGCAGCGCUACAAGAGCGUGUCCCCGCGCAGCACGCCGCCGCGCGCGCGCAAGGCGGCCGUCCACUCCAACGCCAGCACCUACAGGAGCCACAAGGAGCCCAAGCGCGAGCCCGCCGCGCAGGACUCCAGCCUCCCCAAGACCUCCGGCAGCCUCGCCAGCAGCGGCGACGCGGGCGACGCCAAGCGCCGCAAGCGCCGCUCCACGGGCUCCCGCAGCAGCCUCACCAGCCUCCUGCGGGCGCCCGAGACCUCCAGCAGCGACACCGAGCUGGACAACAGCUUCCGCUCGCGGCGCCCCGGCGGCUCCGGCAGGAAGGGCGGCGCGGUCGGCGUCACGGCGCGGGCGGCGUCGCUGGAGGGGGGGCGCGGGGCACGGCACCUACGCCCUGCCCAGCAUCGUCGUCUCCAACCAAGCCAUCCCCGUCGCCAGGGUCGGGGGGGCCUCCGGCGCGCCCCAGGAUUCCGCCCCCGCCUCGCUCCCCCCGCAGGGCCUCGACGGGCGCCAGGAGAAGCAGCUGGAGGCCAUCUACAGCGCCCUUUCGACCGCGCCGGCCGCGGCGCCGCAACCAAAAGCGCGUCCCGGGAGUCGAGCGCCUCGCCCUCCCGCCGCCAGCCGCCCCCGAGGCCCCCGGCGCCCGCAGUGCCCAGGCCGCCCCCGCGCCCGCCGCCGCCCGCCUUCCACCAGUACGAGCCCCCGCCGCAGUCAAAGCGCGAAGGGCAAGCCGGCGCCCCGACGGCCGAGGCGCCUCCGCGGUCGCUCGUUCCUCCUCCGGUGCCGCGCCGGCCGAAGAAGGCCGCCCCGCAGCCGCCUUCGUCGGGCAGGUCGCCCACGAGGCCCGCGGACGCGACCAAAGGGGACAAGACGCCCCCGGGCGCGUCCUACCUGCUGGCGACUCAGGGCGCGUCGCUGGGCGGGGACAGCAGGGCGAAGCAGGACGGCCUGCCCACGCACCAGGCGGGCCUCGAGCGCAUCCCGUCGUUCCAGGUGCGGGCGGAGGCCAGCCCCGCGUGCCCGAGCCGAGGCGAGAGCACGCCCACGUACCAGACCGUCAGCGAAACGGCGACGUCGCCGGUGAUGCCCGAGGAGGACGCCCCCGCGCCCGAGAGAGGGGCACGCGAGCAGGCCCCGCCCUCCGAGGGCACCCUCGCCUCCCACGCGCCCGCCGGUUCUGCUCAGGCAGCCGAAGCAACGGCCGGGAUUACUGACAGCGGCGCCUCCGCCACGGAGGCCGCCAAGGCCUCGCCUGAACAAUUCGACGAAGGAGGAGCAUCGGCGCGGCCCUCCCGCACCCUCGAGCGGAGGAGCUCCCUGGCGUCGCGCCCGGGCUCGCCGCAGCACCAGAGCCCCGCCAGGCAGUCGCUGGGGCAGGCGUCGGCGACGUCGCAGCCCCACGAGGACCGCUCGCAGGCCGACUACUUCGUCAUGGAUCACGUGACAGUUGAAAAUCUGUACAGUGAUGUCUCAAAUUAUUCAAUAUUGCGUAAAUUUAGUUUUUAA